ACUGUGACAAAAACAGAAAGAUUGUGACAUGAGUCAUAAGAUGAAAUGAAUGAAACCCAAGUUAUUAUUUCUUCUCUCCUUCAAAAAAAAUUCAUCCUUUUCACAUUUUUUUUCUUUCUCUACACAAGAUUUUUCUUUUCCUCUGCUCAAAAACCAAACUUUUUCAAUUCUAAACUCAGAAAACCGCUUCUUUGGAUCACACCCUUUUUCUCUCUCUCUUCUUCUUCUUCUUUUCUUCUGCUUGAAGCUUUUGCAUCAUUCCAAACAAAGCCCACAAUUUUUGACCCUUAAUCAAACCCUCUGAUUCAGCUGAAUGCUAAUGAAACUGAGAUGAACAGUUUCCAUUUCUGGGUCUUACCUUUUCUCUCUUUUCCUGCUUAGUGUCAAACAGAGCAGCAGGACUAUUCAUUCAUGGCAGCAAAGCGCGUGUAUCAAGUUUGGAAAGGAAGUAAUAAAUUCAUAUUUGGAGGGAGGUUGAUAUUUGGGCCUGAUGCUAGGUCCUUGCUUAUCACUUUGUCGCUGAUUAUUUUUCCAGUUAUCAUCUUUUGUGUAUUUGUAGCAAGGCAUCUUCGGCAUGAAUUUUCUUCAUAUUAUUCAGGAUAUGCUAUUUUAGUAGUGGCAAUUCUCUUUACUAUCCAUGUCUUGGUGCUUCUCUGUCUUACUUCUGCACGUGAUCCGGGUGUCAUCCCCAGGAAUUCACAUCCACCAGAAGAAGAGUUUCGUUAUGAGUCUUCUGGGGUAGGUGGACAACAAACGCCAAGCCUUCAGUUCCCACGAACAAAAGAAGUAAUGGUCAAUGGCCUUCCUGUAAAGGUGAAAUAUUGUGAAACUUGUAUGCUGUAUCGCCCUCCUCGUUGCUCGCAUUGCUCCAUAUGCAACAACUGUGUUGAACGUUUCGAUCACCAUUGCCCUUGGGUGGGACAAUGCAUUGGACUGAGGAACUACCGUUACUUCUUUCUGUUUGUUUCUUCCGCAACUAUUCUAUGCAUCUACGUGUUUUCUUUCUCGGCAUUUUACAUAAAGGUUCUGAUGGAUAAUAAUGAUAUUGGCACAGUGUGGAAGGCGAUGAAAGAAUCCCCCGCAUCUGUGGUUUUAAUGGCUUAUUGUUUCAUCUCUUUGUGGUUUGUUGGUGGACUAUCAGGUUUUCAUUUGUACCUUAUCGGCUCAAACCAGACUACCUAUGAAAACUUCCGUUAUAGAGCUGAUGGCAGGAUCAAUGUUUUUAAUCAAGGCUGUUUAAAUAAUUUUCUGGAAGUGUUUUGCACAGAAAUAAGACCCUCGAGGAACAAUUUCAGGGAUUUUGUUCAAGAGGAGGUACAAAGGCCGCUGACUACGGUCGUUGUCCGGGGACGUGAACCAGAUGAUUUAGGUGGAGAUCGUCGUCCUAAGGUUGAAGAUGAUCUCGAUAUCGGUGAAGAUUUAUUGAAGAUCUCACAGCGUAGGAAUGUUGAAGAACUUGGCGAAGAUAUUCAAAGUAGAGGGAGCAAUGGUGCGCCCUAUAAUACAGCUGAACCUGAUUCAAUUUUGUCAUCAGAUCAUCGAGCUACCACAAUACGAUCUGAUGCUAGGCACUCAAGUUGGGAAAGGAGUGGAAAUUGGGAAAUUGCACAAGAUGUCUUUGCCAAUUCAAAUGUCACCGAAAGCAGAAAUUAUGUCACAUCAAAGGAAGUACGCCAAUGACGGGUAUGAUAUGGUUUGUCCUUGUGAUAUUUUAAUGACAUCGAACAUAAUUGAUAUGUCAUUACUUGGAUACUCAAGAUGGAAAAGAAAAUGCUCCUUGAUCAGAUUUUGAACAGGAGUUGAGGUAAUUAAACUUAUGGUAUAAAAACUUAGCUUAUCUUAUGUGGUAGUAAUACUAAUACUAGCUAGUUGUGAUAUGUGGAUUUCAUCAUUUUUUUAAUUGUCCAAUAUGUGGAUUUCAACUUUACUUUGCUUUAUUCUUUGUGUAAAUAACUAGUUGUGAUACUGAAAAACUAUGCUACAUAUAUUUCGUUUUAGGCACCGUAAAUAGUAGAUUAUCCUUGCUAUUAAUGUGAUAUAUUUUAGAGACUCUUUGUCAUAGUUGGCAAAAAAAAUUAUAUGGGAGUCAUUUCAAUUUGUUU
Trifolium pratense (red clover) is the source of this 2102-nucleotide messenger RNA. Its product is annotated as protein S-acyltransferase 8-like. The coding region runs from base 412 to 1680 and encodes 422 amino acids. Gene Ontology annotation, cellular component: Golgi apparatus; endoplasmic reticulum. The transcript has 5 exons. NCBI's taxonomy places the organism in Eukaryota, Viridiplantae, Streptophyta, Magnoliopsida, Fabales, Fabaceae. The record is from RefSeq and is a predicted model, not a curated record. Gene Ontology annotation, biological process: protein targeting to membrane; peptidyl-L-cysteine S-palmitoylation. Gene Ontology annotation, molecular function: protein-cysteine S-palmitoyltransferase activity.